ACUCUUAUGUGUUGUUUAUCCACAAUCAGCAGUCACUCAGCAGAACUAUGAUCAAAAGCGAAGCAUCAUUAGUAUUACAAUAUUCUUCCAGAGAGUAGAGUUUGAUAUGACGGAAAUUUGGCUGUUAUUUCUAGCUGACUGAACCAUCACAUAUGUGCCGUGUUGUUUAGUCCCAAAACUGCUUCAAUCGGAAAGACGUAUAAUCAAAUGAAUUUCUAUCACAGUCCCAUCUUGUUUUCAGUUACUGUGUAACCAGGAGUACGUCAUUUUAUUUAUUUAUUUUGUGAAUGGCAGGGUGUGGUUUGACGAGAUUUGGCUGCUAUUUGUAGCAAAUCGAAGGCCAGCAUAGAGGCUCCUCUUAUUGGUAUUUUCAAAUCGAUCGGAGUCGUGCGGUGCGCGAGAAUGAUUUCGGCGAAUCAAAUUCACCGUUCGGUUUCCACUCCCAGUAGGAACCGCUUCGCUUAGGAUGUUAACGUCACAACUUCCUAUUUUACAUUAAGAAAAAAUCAUGCUUGUUAGUACGAUACAUAUAUCAAGAUUUGUAUAUUGCAACUAUAUAGAAUUAUAGACAAUAAACUGAUUAAAUCAGCUAUUCAAACUGCCGUCCUAUCAACCUCGUUGACAGAAAACUACAUACAAUGAAAAAUAUCAAAUAAAGAAAAGACUUUUUACUGCUCAAACGUCGUUUACAUACAGAUAAUUAUAUUCGUAUCGUCUCUGAUUAAAACAGCCUCCGAACCAAAAUCUGGAAUAUUUUUUAACCAAAUAAUAAAAAGAAGGGAAAAUGAUUAUACUAAUUAAUCGUUGCUAAAUUAAUCCAAGUAGUUUUCUUGAUCUGUUAUUUGUCUAUUCUUUUCAAUAUCAAUUUUUUUGAAAAUUGGCACUAAAACUCAUUAUGAAGGAAUACAAAGUGGUUGUUUUAGGUAGCGGAGGUGUUGGCAAAAGCGCUCUCACCGUGCGGUUUGUGUCUGGUAAUUUUAUGGAGAAAUAUGAUCCGACUAUUGAAGAUUUCUAUCGGAAGGAGAUCGAAGUGGAGACUGCUCCUUGUGUUCUAGAGAUCUUGGAUACAGCCGGCACGGAACAGUUUGCUUCUAUGAGAGACUUGUACAUAAAAAACGGCCAAGGCUUUGUUAUAGUAUAUAGCAUUACUAGUCUGCAGACUUUCCAGGAUAUCAAAACUAUGCGUGAACAGAUUAUGCGAGUGAAAGGUGUCGAUCGGAUCCCUAUGUUGUUGGUUGGGAACAAAGUCGAUCUUGCCCAGACUCAGCGUGAAGUGAAUACUAUAGACGGAGCUCUUCUAUCUGAUAACUGGGGCUGCCCAUUCUUUGAGACUUCUGCUAAAACCACACUUAACAUCGACAAUGUCUUUAUUGAGAUUGUGCGGGAGAUGAAUGCUACACCAAUUAGAGAAAGAAGAGAAUGUUGCAGUAUUCUGUGAACACAGGUUAAUCGUGUGGACUGUUUAUCCUACUUCUGAUUACCUAUCAACUGAAAAACUGCCUGUGAAUUUACACUGACAAUUCAAUUUGUUGUGUGCAAGCAUUGCGGCUGUUAAUCAGUGUUUGGAAACAUUCAUUCUUGCUGACUAGUUGGUUCCUGAUUGUCAGAUUGGUUCUACCAGCUGCUGCUAUCAUCACCAUUUAAUCAAAUAUCAGACAUCAGUUUCUCCAUCUGCAGCUACCAGCUCUGUUCGUCAACCAAUUAUCAAAUAGUAAUCUUGUGACCUCUUCACCUGACAUAAAUUGGUCAUCUUCUGAAUAUUUCUGCGAAUACUUUCAAUGAGAGUACACAUUUCCGCAGUUCUGUUUGAAUCCAUGUUGUAGAGGUUCUGUCUAAAGUGACAUCUUAUAGACUUUAUCGCCAUCAUAGUUGCAUGAACUUAAAGAGUCUUAGAAGAAAAAAAAAAUCAGUAAAACAAAAUCAAGCAUUAAUAUAUCAAAGUUGAAUCAAUUCAUGUCCUUGUUUAGGUGCUUUCAGAAAAAGCAAAAUCAACCCCUCUGCUUAUCUUUUUUUUUUUUUUUAAAUUUUAUUUUAUAUCUAACUUUUACUUUUCUAAAUCUACCAUAUACUCUGGUUUGAAAAUACUGAGGAAUCUAAUUUUUAGAUAUAUUUUCUAAAAGGAAAAACUUCACUUUCUAUGAGCUCUAGUUAUCCUUUUGUGGUCAAAGACAUGGAAGUCACUAGGAACUUCACCGCUGUCUGUCUUUGAUUUGUUGCUGUAUCAUGAAGUUGUUUUUUUUAUCAACAAUCAAAUUUUGCAUUCAACAUCCAUUUCUUAGCAACCUCAUGAGUAUGAAAAAUUUUGAUGUAGUGUUUUCUACAUUAUCCAACUGAAACAUACUGGCAAAAAGCCAAGGAAUAUAUCUUUAACAUCUUUAUAAUAGUAUUUUUAUAAGCAUGUUUAAAAUUUAUAUUUGAAGAUUGAUUUUGAAAAGUAUCAGUUCUAGGAAUUCUUUAGAAAUAUUAUUUUAGUUUGGUCAUUUUACUUAUGUUAAAAGACUACAAUUAUAAUAAUAUGUGGCUUCACUUUUAGAAAUCUUGAAGCUAAAAAUUAACUCAACCAAUAAACACCACCUUUUGAAAGCUUUGCUUCUGUACGAAUCUAGUUAUUUGAUGGUAUUACUGAAAAUACAUAGUGAAAUGUGCCUAGAGUCAGAGGAAUGAUCAUUUCAAGCCAGACAUAUUCACCCAUCCAGCAAAGAUUAAAUGCUGAAUACACAGCAAGAUAACAAGAGGUCAGUAAGUGUUGUGCUCAUGUCUUCUUUUCCUCAUGAACUCUUAACAAAUUUCUCCUGCCAUUAGAGUUUAUAUGACAGUGCAGUAUGAUAAUUUCAUCUAACAUUUAAAAACUCACUUACAAAUCUCUGCUGACUGUUUAUUUUUGACUGUUUUGUUUUUGUAAUUAAAUUUGCAUAAAGUGCGCUGUCACUUGAACAUUAUGUUAUUAAAGCUCCUGCAGAAUGUUUUUGCACUAACUUCCUAAAUAAAAAGACUAAUUAUAAUAAUAAUAGAUGAGCUGAGGUUUUAAUAUGAAAAUUUGAACUAAUGUGCUUCUUAUUAGAAAUAUCUACUGCUAGUUACUGCAGUAGUUCAGUUUUUUUUUUUUUUUCAAUGCCAUAUUAUUUUGGCUUGGUUACAGUCAUUUGUAAUCAUGUAGACUGAAGUUCUAACAAAUUUAAUGCUUUCAUCUUUGAUCUGCAAUACUGAAUGAAGCCUUUGUCACAAAACCAAUCUCAAUGUCUUUCAUAUAGUUCUAUGAGUCUAAAUAUUGAUUGUCCAAACUGUGCUUAGAUCAGCGCAAAACCCUAAAUCCCACAGCUUUAAAUGUAUAAUGGUGACAAAUAGAACUGUGUAUUACUGUCAUCCAAAGAUUUCUGAAACAUUUUGUACAACUUUAGUUUGCAUUAAUUUUUAUAUAUUUUUUUAUCUAAGAGUUCAAUCUUAUUUAGUUACAUCAUCUAUAUCAAGUUCUAAAGUCAACAGAUUACUCAUAGCUAGUAGGAAUAUAGGGCAAAAUUCUAAUGAUAUUCUGCUGUUUUACAUCUUUUCAAUGCUCAGUUUGGACAAAAACAACAAAAAAACAACAAUAAAACAAAAAAAAAUGCAUUCUUCACUAUUUAGAUAUUCAUAGUCUUUUCUCUUUAGAAAUUCUAGCUGGGACCAUUGAAAACAGAAGCCACAUGAUGUUGUGGCUGGAUCUUUCAAGUUAUAACUUAUGAUGUGGCAUCCAUUCUUCUCUGUUCUUAUAUGUAUAUUGUAAAUAGAAAUCCUGUUAUUUAAUCAUCUCUAUUUCUGUCAAGUGUCUUAACUUUCCAUUAAUUUUUGUAGUGACUUAUUUCGAAGUGGAAAUCGUAUUGAGUAAGGUUUGGCUUAGUUUAAUCGACUGUAGCUUGUUGUUGCAGUUGUUCUCCUGCCUUGUAUUAAGCACACAAUUCCUGCGCAAUACAAUUCCUAUCUGGGUUCUAUGACUGCCUAAAUCUCUAUCUAAACCUGCUUUAUUUUGUAUUUAUAUUUUUAAUCCUCAAUAUCAAAUGAUCUGAUAGCAUUUACAAAGGCUCAAUCAGUUCAGUUGGGUGAGCAAACUUUUCCUACUCUCCAGUGUAGGAUUGCUGUCAUUACAGAAAUGGUUUUAGAAACUACUACUCAAUGCUAAGCUCUGUUUGAUCUUUAAAUUUUUACAACUACCUCAGCAAAGCAAAUAUAUCAUCUGAUUUCCAUAGAUUCCUAUAAAAUUUAUUUUUGUUUAAAUUUUUUUUUUUAAAUAAGCUCUUAAUUAGCAUCUAUCUUUGUUUAGUUUCCUACCUUGCUGUAGGCACCAAAGUAAAAGUAUUUAGAAAUAUGUCACCUAUGAGUUGACUUAUGUUUCUCUUAAGAAUUUGAUUUCCAUUGUAUAUUACCAUAGUUAUGUCAACCAGCCAUCUUAAAGAAUUGCUGGCAGACCAAAAAAAACAACCAAAAAAAAAACCUCAUGGUUCAUCCUUUAUAGACAAAAGUAUCAAAUGUAUAUUGGUUUUAGUGCUCUCCGUUUUCCUUUUGUUCUACCAUCUCAUUAUACAUAUAUAUAUGGUUACUACUUCCCCAAUGCUUGCUGCAAUGAGGCUAACAUUUUGUUCAGAUCCUCACUGAUUAAAACUUCAUACAAUUAAGAAAAUUUUUUAAUUGUCUCCAUCCAUUCAUGCCAUUGACAACUCAUUGGUAAUCUAUUUGUUUACUUGAAAUACUUCAAAUAGAUUUUUUAGCAUUUUAAAAAUCAUUUGCCAAAUCACCAUUUUGUAUCAAAAUAGCCAUGUUUAUUUGCUUUUAAAGAAAGAAUACUUGAAAAAAAAAAAAAUUGUGUCAAAUUCUUCACAACUUUCUUUCAAAUCCUCAAAUUUAGAACCUUCAAUAAAAUCUCUAUUACUUUGUUGAUACAUCUCUAGUUUUUAUUUUUAAGUUUGUAUGCAAUCAAUAAAUCUUUAUUAGAUAGAUUUGUUUUUAAUAUAACUUGAUCAUUAUUCAAAAGGAUGUUACAAGUUUUCUUUUGGAGAUCUCCAUUAGAUCCCUUCUAGUUGUUUUUACCCAAACCAUUGUUUUUUUUUUUUUAAUUUUAAAACUGAUCUUGUUAUCUUUUCAUGUUCCCUUUAUUCCUUUUUUGCUAAAAAAAAAGUGAUGAAGUUUAUUGAUUUGUUUAAAUCCAUGUUACUCAUUACUUGUUGAUUCAUUAUUAUAACAACAACAACAACAACAAUAAUAAUUCAUAUCUGUGCUGGAUUUAAAGCUAAUUUCUAGAGGCUUUUUUUGUGUCCAGGUUUCAUGAAAGUAAUAAAUGUAUGAAAACUAUUUCAUUUUUUUCAUUGCAUUCAUAAAUCGUUUUAUGAAAGCAAUGAAUGAAUAUUAUUUUUAGUUAUUACUAAACUAUCAUAUCCAAAUUUUUCAACAUCUGCAUUCAGAUAACAUUAGUUUUACUUCAUCAGUCUCUCAGUUUUCUAAUUCCAUGUGCAUAAAUUAACUGUUUAUAUUUUUACAACUUGUGGAUGUUCUAUACUUCUAAAACAUAUCCCUUUGAGUUGCGGUAGGUAUUAAGAAAUCUGAGACGAUGUAAUAUUAAAAAAAAGUCUCCAAAAUCAUUUUUUUUACAAUUUUUCACAUUCUGAUCAAUUAUUCUAGGAAAUGCUUCAAAAGUAAACAAUUGUCAAUGUUUGAAAAUUUCACUGCUUUACAGGUUUGUAAAUUAUUCAAGAAAUUUUUUUGUAAUUCCCUUACAUUACUAUUGCUUGGAUUUGAUAUAACCUGUGGCUCUGAGUUGAAAUGAAACAAAUUUAUACAUAGGUUAAGAAAAGUAACUGGAUCAAUUAGGGAUAUACAACCCUGUGUUUUUCAAACAUACAUAUUUGGACUGAUUUUUAAAGAGGGAAUGGAAUGUGCAAUAAUAUCUGCCUAGAAACUGUUUUAAUUCUUGCCAGUUCCAGUAAAAAUUUGUAUCCUUUACUGCUUUACCAUAAAAUUAUCUUUUAAUAAAUUGAUCUGAUCAAUGUUUUUCAAUUUACUCUCUUUGGUAAGGUUGUUUAUUCUACAACACAACAAAGAGGUAUUGAAUUACAUUUAGCUUUCAGAUUCUACCUUCAUGCUACUGUUUACUUUUACAUUUGCAAGUCCAUGUUACCCUUGGUAAUUUGAAAGAAAAGUCGAUAUACAACACAUACACAUUGUCGCAUGAAUAAGAAAUUGUGAGAUUUUUUAAUCCUUCUUUAUGUAGGGUGCAUGUUAUAGCUGGUUACAAAGACCAUAUUUGAUGUUAGAGGUAAAGGAAUAUAAUGUUAUCUAGUACAAAUACAAAAUGAAAUGAGAAAUUUUGCAAAAAAGCAUUCUAUUUGAGCUGUGUGGGUGGGCAAGUAUAAUAUAUAUAUGGGCAAGCAUGGCUGUGUACUUAAGAAAUUCACUUUUGCAAUCAUGUGGUUUUUUAAGUUUAGAACCACUGAACAGCACCUUUGGCAUAUGUCUUCUUCUAUACCAUGGUUGACCAAUGCCUUGUGAGUGAAUCCCAUAGACAGAAACUACAAGAAGCCCACUGUGUGUAUGUGUGUGUGCGUGUGUGCAUGCAAAUAUGCAUGUAUGUUGAUAUUUCACUUAUCACCAUUUGAGUGACAUGGUGGUGAUGUCUGCAUUCCUUAAACUAACUGCUCUGUGCUUGCUAAGAUUUGUGGAAUAAAAAAAAAUCCCUUAGUUGGAAAACUGAAGAUUGGUGACAGGAAGAGCAUCUGGCCAUAAAAACCUUGCCUCAAAAUCAAUUCCUGUCCAAACCAUGCUAGCAUGUAAAGAAAAUAAUGUUAAAUGAAUGAACAGAAUAUAUAUAUAUCUAUAUGUAUAUACACAUAUACAUUAUUUAUAUAUAUACAUGCAUACAUUAAAUAUAUAUACACACAUACAUACAUAUAUAUAUAUAUAUAUAUAUAUAUAUAUAUACACACACACACACACGCACACAUAUAUAUAUGUACAUGGUGGUGGUGGUUGUCUACUCCUUACACAGAGUUUGACCACCUCCUGCACCGACACCUUAGCCCUUUCAUGGCGUCUGAUGUGGCUUUUUAAACCAAUGUUUUGAAAAAACACCCACACAGAUUGCACCUCUGAUUUGUACUACCAAUACACAUAUGUACACAAACACAUUUAUAUAUACAUACAUAUACACACACACACACACACACACACACACACACACACAUAUAUAUAUGAGAGAGAAUGAGAAGAGUAUGAUAGUCUGAAACUGCAAUAAGGCCAGAUGUGUUUUCCUCCCUCCUUGAAAAAUGUUAUUUUCACCCAAAAUAUUGGAUUAUUAAAUGUUUUAAAGUCAAAA
Molecule: messenger RNA, 7336 nt
Organism: Octopus bimaculoides (California two-spot octopus)
Lineage: Eukaryota; Metazoa; Mollusca; Cephalopoda; Octopoda; Octopodidae
Product: ras-related protein Rap-2c
Biological process (GO): signal transduction
Cellular component (GO): membrane
Molecular function (GO): GTP binding; GTPase activity
Source: RefSeq, a predicted model, not a curated record